AUGAUCAAUGAGUUUCUACCAAACUUAAGGGAGUUGAGGCUAGUUAAUUGCAAUCUUUCUGAUAAUGAUUUUUCAUCUUUGUUUCGUUCUCAUUCCAACUUUUCCACAUCUCUUACUAUCCUUGAUCUCUCUGAUAAUGCUUUGACUUCAUCAAUAUUUCAGUAUCUGUUCAACUUCAGCUCCAAACUACAAGAACUUUAUCUGAAUAAUUGCAGCCUUACUGACCGAAGCUUUCUUGUGCCGCCUGCUUCCAUUAAAAUGUCUCUGUCUUCUCUUUUCACUGUUGAUCUAUCCUCUAAUCUAUUAAAAACAACGGCUAUAUUUCAUUGGAUUUUCAACCACACUGCCAAUCUUCGAAGUCUUUCUCUUCCGGGUAACUUGUUAGAAACUCCUAUUCCGAGUGGGUUUGGGGAAGUGAUUAACUCUCUUGAACAUCUUGACCUCUCUUUUAACAAACUACAAGGUGACAUUCCAUCUUCUCUUGGGAAUAUAUACACUCUGCAACAAUUACGCCUUAGUGACAACAACCUGAGUGGGGAACUUUCUAGCUUCAUUCAAAAUUCUUCAUUCUGCAACUUUCAAAGUCUAGAUUUAUCUUUUAACCGGAUUACUGGAAUGCUACCUAAUCUUUCACUCUUUACAUCUUUAAGAAAUUUAAAACUAUCCAACAAUCAGUUAACUGGAGGAAUACCAAAAGCUAUUGGGUUGCUUUAUGAGUUGGAAUAUCUUUCCCUAGAACUAAAUUACUUGAAGGGUGAUAUCAAUGAAUUGCAUCUCACAAACUUGUCAAAAUUGGUAUUCUUGGACUUAACCGACAACUCAUUAUCUCUAAAGUUUGCUAACACCUGGAUUCCACCAUUCCAGCUAGAUAGUUUAGGACUAGCUUCUUGCAAGUUAGGCCCAAGUUUCCCAAGUUGGUUGCGUACUCAAACUCAAUUAACCUUUCUAGAUCUUUCUGAUGUUGGGAUUGAUGACUUUAUACCAGAAUGGUUUUGGAACAAGUUACAAUUUAUAAGUGACAUGAAUAUUUCUUACAACAGUCUCAAAGGUAGAAUUCCGAAUUUACCAAUCAAGCUUAAUAAUGAUUAUUUACCAAUUGCUUUCAUCCUAAAUUCAAAUCAGCUUGAAGGUGAAAUUCCGGCCUUUUUGUCACAGGUUGAUGCAUUGGAUCUUUCGAACAAUAAUAUUUCGGAUUUAAGUUCCUUUGUGUGUGGACAAAUAGGAACUACAAAUAUCCGCACUUUGGAUUUGUCAAAUAAUCAAAUAAAUGGAGAACUUCCCGACUGUUGGGAACAUCGAAAUUCGUUAGAAUUUCUUGAUUUGAGCAAUAAUAAAUUAUCAGGGGAGAUUCCACAGUCUAUGGGCAGUCUUGUUAAUUUGGAAGCUUUGGUCUUGCGAAACAAUAAUCUAACUGGAGAACUACCUUUCACACUGAAGAGUUGUGCUAGUUUGAUUAUAUUUGACAUGAGUCGAAAUUUGUUGUCUGGUCGAAUACCCUCAUGGAUUGGAGAAAAUCUACAAGAGUUGAAAAUCUUGACCAUGAGACUAAAUCGCUUCACUGGAAGUGUUCCUGUCGAAAUUUGUUAUUUGGGGAAAAUUCAUCUUUUGGAUCUUUCAAUGAACCACUUAUCUGGUGGAAUCCCAACGUGUCUGAGCAAUUUCACGGCAAUGAAAGAAAGGAACCUAAUUACAAGACAAAUUAUAAGGGAACGAAAAAUUUCAUCUGAUGAAUUUAACUACAAUAUUUAUGACUUUAACGUGCUGCUCAUGUGGAAAGGUAAUGAUUUUGUGUUUUGGAAUCCUGAUGUUCUUCUAAGUAGUAUUGAUCUCUCAAGUAACAAUUUGACGGGUACAAUACCAAACAAGAUUGGAUAUUUACUUGGAUUGGUUUCUUUGAAUUUAUCAAGAAACAGUUUUCAUGGAGAGAUUCCUUCUGAAAUUGGGAAUUUAAGUUCGCUGGAAUUCCUAGACUUAUCAAGAAAUAAUUUGUCUGGCAAUAUUCCUUCUACUCUUCCCAACAUUGAUAGUCUUGGUGUGUUGGACCUAUCAAACAAUAAUCUUAGUGGAAGAAUCACUCGGGGGAGACAUUUUGAAACCUUUGGUGCCUCUAGUUUUGAAGGAAAUAUUGAUCUUUGUGGUGAGCAACUUAACAAAAGUUGUCCCGGAGACGAGACAAUACAAAAACCUCAAGAACCAGCUAUUGAUAGUGAAGAUGACAAUUCAGUUUUCUAUACAGCAUUAUACACGAGCUUGGGUCUAGGAUUCUUUGCUGGCUUUUGGGGCUUGUUAGGCCCAAUGCUACUUUGGCAACCACGGAGAAUUGCUUAUAUGAGAUUCUUGAACAGACUCAUAGACUCUAUACUUGUAAUGGUUGAACUAAACAUUGCCAAUAGAUUGCUCAACGGAUAA
Messenger RNA from Vigna radiata var. radiata (mung bean), 2409 nucleotides. Its product is annotated as LRR receptor-like serine/threonine-protein kinase GSO1. The transcript has a single exon. Bases 1 to 2409 code for a protein of 802 amino acids. The record is from RefSeq and is a predicted model, not a curated record. Gene Ontology annotation, molecular function: protein binding. Lineage: Eukaryota; Viridiplantae; Streptophyta; Magnoliopsida; Fabales; Fabaceae.